AUGAUCGCACCGAGCAGCAACGAGGUCGACGGCGUGCGCCGUGUCCUGAGCGUCGUCGCCGGCGUCAUCAUCUACGCGUCCUUGGGCUCGUCGUACUCGAUUUCGGCCUGGAACGGGCAGCUCAAGGAGACACUCAACAUGACACAACCCGACAUUGCGUUUGUUAGCUCGUGCUACAGCUUUGGCAUGUACAAUACGAUCUGGGCGGGCUUCUUCCACGACCGGUUCGGCACGCGCCUCUCGAUGCUCGUUGCGCUUACCUUGCUCACGCUCUGCUACGCGCUCGCGGCCUACCUCGCGGCGCGGCCGCAUUUGCCGACAUGGUACAUCGCACUCUGCUUUGGCGGCGUCGGGCAAGCCGGCGGCUUUGCCAUCGUCGCUGGCCUCGCGGCCAACGAAGGCAUUUACGGCAACCGCCAUCGCGGCGCGAUCGUCGGGCUCCUCCUCGCCGCGUACAGCGCGGGCGGCGCCAUCUUUGCCCUCGUCUACCACGGCGCGUACGACCACGACGUCGCUGGGUUUUUUGGUUUUAUGAGCAUCGAGCACGCCCUCAUGGGGCUUCUCGGGCUCGCGCUGCUCGUGCCGCCGGUGCGCCGCCGUGCCUCGCUCAAGGACGAAGCGAUACCGCUGCUUCUCCCCGAGACGGGUGGUCGUGACAUCACGCUGCUGGCGCUGCUGCGUGACGAGCGGUUUUGGCUGCUCUUUGUGCCCGUCAUGAUUGGCGUCGGGUCAGCGCUCUUUGUCCUCAACAACAUUGCGUUCGUCUUGCAGAGCUACGGCGCGUCGACGGACCUCGUGCCAGCGUACGUCUCGAUCUUUUCGAUUUGCAACAUGGCCGGGCGACUCGGCAUGGGCGUUCUCUCGGACAAGUUUGGCGCGUCCCACUCGCGCGCGUGGUUUCUAUCUCUGGGUGUGCUGGCCAUGGCGCUGACCCAAGUGCUCUUUCUGGUCCUGCCAACCCAAUAUGUGGUCGUCCCGAUCCUCUGCGCAGGGCUCGCGGAAGGCUGCAUUUACGCCAUGUUUCCUGUCGUGACGCGGGAGCUCUUUGGCCCGACCCACUUUGGCAAGAAUUUUGGCUUGAUCAGCCUCGCGAACGCAGUCGGUUUUCCUUUGCUACUGGGGCCACUUGCGUCCGUCUUGUACAAGUGGGCAGCGAACGGCGACGCGACGUGCCUUGGCGCCCGCUGCUUUGCCCCCAUGUUUGGCGUCAGCUUUGCGCUCUGUCUUCUCGCGCUCGCGGCGUCCGUUCGACUCCAGCGCCACAUGCACGUGCUGAGCCCGCGACCGUAGACGACCUACACACAACAAGCUAUGAAAAAUAGACAAUAGUGUUCACAAAACGCAGGAACAACAACUAACUUGUCGUCGCACAUAACUCAGUUCAACAACAACUUGUCGUCGC
Messenger RNA from Saprolegnia parasitica CBS 223.65, 1402 nucleotides. RefSeq lists its product as hypothetical. Gene Ontology annotation, biological process: transmembrane transport. Gene Ontology annotation, cellular component: membrane. NCBI's taxonomy places the organism in Eukaryota, Oomycota, Saprolegniomycetes, Saprolegniales, Saprolegniaceae. The coding region runs from base 1 to 1290 and encodes 429 amino acids. Gene Ontology annotation, molecular function: transmembrane transporter activity. The record is from RefSeq and is a predicted model, not a curated record. The transcript has a single exon.